AUGGUAAAGACUAGACGCGGUGCAGUAGCAGAAACUACAAAAACUGAUUACGAGAGGCAGCGGGACAAGAACAUAGCAGAGAAUAAUGCAAGAUUUGAAGCACUUGGCCUCAACAAAUUUUCAGCAACUGUAAAUUCAUUUGCAAAUGCAUUUGCAAGUUCAACGGGAAUAAGGGAAGGGGAACAGGGUAGUCGUGCUGGAGAUACAUAUGAUUCAGAUUAUCUCCCUGAAACUGCAGAGCAGGUUCAGGGAGACACCGAUGAUGAUACGUCAUUAGACGAGGAGCUAGUCGACGAGCCUGUUCCUCUAAUGAUUAUUGAGAAAAUCAGUGCAAGGCGCCGAAAAGGAACUGUAGAAAUGCCACCUGGAGGUGCAAGAAAGAGUAAGCGAGUGAGGUCUCAAGCUCCAGAUGAGAGACCUGCUGAAGCUGAAGAUGUAGCUGUUCAUGGAGGAACCCAGGGUAAGAGAAUUAGGCCAAGUCCUUCCAAUGAGAGGCCUCCAGGUGUGGCAACAAGGUCCUCCUCCACAAGGCAACAGCCAACUCAACCAAGUGAUGAAGGUCAGCAAGGGCGCUAA
This is a messenger RNA of Panicum virgatum (switchgrass), 576 nucleotides long. RefSeq lists its product as uncharacterized. Lineage: Eukaryota; Viridiplantae; Streptophyta; Magnoliopsida; Poales; Poaceae. The record is from RefSeq and is a predicted model, not a curated record. Bases 1 to 576 code for a protein of 191 amino acids. The transcript is spliced from 3 exons.